This is a messenger RNA of Oppia nitens, 3208 nucleotides long. RefSeq names its product peroxisomal ATPase PEX6-like. Lineage: Eukaryota; Metazoa; Arthropoda; Arachnida; Sarcoptiformes; Oppiidae. The coding region runs from base 86 to 3208 and encodes 1040 amino acids. The transcript is spliced from 2 exons. Gene Ontology annotation, molecular function: ATP binding; ATP hydrolysis activity. Gene Ontology annotation, biological process: protein import into peroxisome matrix. Gene Ontology annotation, cellular component: peroxisomal membrane; cytosol. The record is from RefSeq and is a predicted model, not a curated record.
AAUACAAGUAUUGAAUUCAAUCAAACGUUUCAUCAUUUGUUUGUAUCGAUCAGUUCAUCACUUUUCUCUCAUCAACGCUCUCUUCAUGUCUUCAGCAAUGUAUGAAACAGCACUUCCACUCAGAUUGACAUUAGAUGAUAGCCUGUUGAACACCAAUAGCAUACAAUUUAAUGGUAAUGAAGACCAAAACAAUAGUUAUUUAAUUUGUUAUUUAAUUAACAAACUUUCGGAUGAGUUGUUUGAUGAAAAUGGGUAUACAAUCGGUUGUAUUAUUAAUAAAAUGAUGGCCAAUGAAGAUCUGAACGCAUUGUUUAUAUCUAUUAAAUUGUUGGAAAAUCACUCAAUUGGUCACCAAUUGAAUGAUUCAAUACAACUGAUAGUUAAUCAACAAUUUUUAACUCAUUAUAAUCUGACUGAUAGUCAAAACAAUUUGUUUAUCAAAUUUAUAAAAAAUUGUCCAAAAAUUAGUAAAAUAACUAUUGGAGUGAAAACGGAUCAGUUAUAUAAUUAUAUGAAAAAUGAUGAUAAAUGGUGUCAACAGUUGAAGAGUUUGGUUGCUGAAAAUCACACGAAGAUAUUGUGUCGAAAAUAUGACACAUUUGACGGCAACGACAACUUAAUUGUAUUAAAUUGUGAACCAAUUCUUCAGGGAUUAUUGACAUUGGAUACAGAGUUUAUAAUCUUAAAUAUAAGUAAAUGUGUAAAUGAAAGACAUUUAUCUUAUACGACUAAAAGUGAAGAGUUGGUAUCAAACCAAGUGUCCGAUAAUAAGAUAAUGAAUGCUUUGAAUUUAAUGAACUUUACUUCGAGAUUACUUCUAAAUCCCACUCUUUGCAACUCUUCUGAUGGUUUUAUUGACCAAAAGUCGGGUCACAAAAGUCUUGCGGCUAUACAGACAUUGACUGCUUCGACAACUUUUUUAAAAUGUAUGUCAUUUUCAUUUCAAGUAAUAAUAUUAUCGAAGAGUCCGUCCAUACCUGAAGUAGAUUCUGAAAAUGGUUGUGUAUUUCUUUCAACAAAUGCUAUUAUCAAUAAACUUAAAGCUGAACCUCAAGAUUGGGUGCGUAUAUGGCUUUCUACAAGUGAUAAUCACGUUAAACCUAAAUCACGACUGUCCCAAUUGUUUGCUAUCGAUUCAAUAAGCAAUGAUAAUGUAGUUUAUAUAUCACCACAAUUAUGGUUUAAUUUGCAAGGAUUGUCCUCUCAUGGAAUCAAUCAGCCAUUAAUUCAACCUAAUGUUACUUUAAUGAUACGAAAAGAAGUAUUGAGCGAUCAAAUUAAAUAUUGUCCAGAAAUACAGAUUUCACUUAUAAAAUCACCAGAAUAUUCAGCAAAUACUGAUUUUUCAUCUUUACUUAAAAUCUAUUUUAAUAAAAGCCGAUACUUAGUAACCAAUGAUAUAAUUGGUAUUUGGAGUCGUGACGACCUAUCAUUUUAUAAUCAAUCAAAAGAGUUAUAUCAAAAUGAUUGGCCAGUUAUCUAUUUUCGGGUUUCACAUAUUGACAGUACCGGCUGUUUAAUUGAUUCAAAUCAUUCAAAUUUGUAUCAAAUUUCAACUUCAAAUUGUUUUAUUCCGGUUACUCUCUCAUCUUAUUAUAAAACAAAUGUUAAUCAAUUUGAAGAUAAUCCAAAUAUAUGUGGUUUAGAGAAUUAUAUAAAAAAAUUAUGCGACAUAACAAUGCCGUAUCUAAUGUCUAAACAGACUAGAAUUGGUACCAUUAUGAUUGAAGGAUCAAUUGGUUCCGGCAAGAGAUCCAUUGUCAGAGCUAUGUGUAAACACUGGAAUCUUCAUCUCUAUAACAUUAAUAUUAACGAAUUGUUGACCGAAAGUGUUUCUCAAUUGGAAACUAAAAUUAAAGCCAGUCUUAUGAAAGCUGUUUGUUAUGCGCCGACAGUUGUCUUGAUCUCUAAUAUUAACAUUUUAUCAAAUAAUGAAUUAUAUGACGACUCAAGAAUUACGAAGACAUUUAUUCAGACAUUACUUGAACUGAAAGAAUCGGUUAACGAAUAUCCAGUAAUACUGAUUGCAACCAAUUCUGAACCGAAAAAAUUUGUAAAUAAUGAGUUAAAUUUAAUAUUUACUCAUUUCAUAGAAAUUGAAUGUCUUAAGACUGAUGAAAGAGAAGCCAUUAUUCGAUCACUUAUUGGACAAAUAGUUACCUGUAAUAUAGAAUAUAAAGAAUUGGCACAAAAAACUACUGAUUUUUGUUUAGCAGAUCUCAAGACUUUGAUUUCAAAAGCACUUAAAUAUGCUUAUGACUCGAUUUGCGAUAAAACUGAUGACUCCGAUACCAUAAGUUAUGCACUUUCUGGUGUUGUCUUAACGAACGAUCAUCUAUUUAAAUCAUUGAAUGAAUUACAGAAAUUACAAUUUGACGGAUCACCUAAUAUACCAAAUGUCACGUGGAAUGAUGUCGGAGGUCACGAACACAUCAAAUCAGAAAUAUUAGAUACCAUUCAACUGCCCAUUCAAUGUCCACAACUUAGUUCAUUGGGGUUCAAGCGCUCAGGAGUUUUACUUUACGGUCCGCCCGGAACUGGAAAGACAUUGUUGGCAAAAGCAGCGGCUAAUCAAUGUUCACUAAAUUUCUUAAGCGUCAAAGGACCCGAAUUGAUUAAUAUGUUUGUCGGACAAAGUGAGGAAAAUGUACGCAAUCUAUUCAGUCGGGCCCGAAGACACGCGCCGGCUGUUAUAUUUUUUGAUGAGUUGGACUCAUUAGCACCUAAUAGAGGACAUAGUGGCGAUUCAGGAGGUGUUAUGGAUAGAGUUGUCUCUCAAUUGUUAGCAGAAAUGGAUGGAAUCAAUAAAUCAAAUCAGGUCUUUGUUAUCGGAGCCACAAAUAGAGUCGAUUUGCUGGACAGUGCUUUACUUAGACCCGGAAGGUUUGACAGAUUAUUAUAUGUGGGAUUAGCUGAAGACAGUGAUUCAAGACUUAAAAUUUUGAAAGCAUUGACGAGAAAAUUUAACUUUGAUUCCGACGUUGAUUUACAACAAGUUGAGAGCUUAUGUCCUCCGAAAAUGUCGGGCGCAGACAUGUACUCUAUCUGUUCAAAUGCCUUAAUGAGUUGUAUUGAUAGACAUAUCAAACAAAUGAAUGAUAAUAUUGAUGUUAAUGAAGAUCAUUGCAAUCUUAUUGUCAAAAUGUCUGACUUACUCUCAGCAUUGCCAAAGUUUAGCAAUUAUAUCAAUCAAAUUAAACCAAAUUAA